AUGACAUCCACUCCCGGAACCAAAGCAUCUAGUGCAGAAGCUACCAAACAAGGUCCACCUUCGGCUGUGGAGUUUGAACCACCACUAGCCUGCGUGAGACGUAUCCUCAAAAACAGUCUACCUGGUUCUACCAAUGUUGGAAAAGAUGCUUCAGCUGCCUUUGCACGAUCAACGGGGAUCUUUAUCAUCUAUCUGACAGCUUGCGCGAAUGAUUUUGCAAGAGAAAAUAGACGCCAAACAAUUACAGCAAACGAUGUGUUGGCUGCCGUUAAGGAACUUGAAUUCGAUGAAAUGUCUGGGGAUCUCCAGAAAUUCUUGGAGAAAUACAGGGAGGCAGAAAAAUCGAAAAAGGUUGCCAAGGCAGCCGCCAAGAAGGAAGCCGCCGAAGAUGAGGAGGCCAAAGUGUCAACUCCCGCAUCGGUCAAGAGCAAAGAGGCUGCACCAGACACAGAAAUGGCGGAUGACGCUGAUGCAACAGAUGAAGAACGAGAGGACGAUACAACUCAUGGGGAUGGUGAUGAUGGGGAUAAUGAUGGUGAUGGUGACGGCGAUGGAGAUGACGGGGAAGACGGAGACUCUGAAGUUCAAGCAAUGGAAGAGUAG
Molecule: messenger RNA, 603 nt
Organism: Cylindrotheca closterium
Lineage: Eukaryota; Bacillariophyta; Bacillariophyceae; Bacillariales; Bacillariaceae
Source: the annotation of a GenBank genome assembly